AUAAGUUUUGAAGGAAGACGAGUCGAAGUUCGUGAUGAUUUGAUAGGGCAUCUGUGGGAUUUAGUGAUGGUUGGGCGUUUCGUCAUCGAGACGAUGUAGAAUGGGGAACAGUAACAACAAGCUGCCGCUGAGAAAGUCAUUGUCUCUGCCGGACACCCAGUUUCUGUCAGCUGAUGGUGACUUUAUGAGAUCUAAAUCUCGCAGUAGCCAGCGGCUGUUUAAAUUGGGAUCAAGUCAUGAUAUCCGCAAGGCAAAAUUCAGAGAGGCACCAAAAGUAUCCACGACUCAGAGGCGCAUCCCUCUGGUGGAGGCGCUCUUCCUGCCGGAAUUUCCUUUGCAGGGAGACUUGGAUGAACUGGGCUAUGAGGUGGUAGGUGUUAUUGCCAAAGGUGCUUUUGGGAAUGUUCUCAAAGUACGACGUGAGGAUGAAAAGGCUAUAUAUGCAAUGAAGAUCAUGAACAAGACCUCAAUCAUCAUAGAGGGAGCUGUUCAGCAGUGUAAAGAUGAAGCUGCUAUACAGUCUAUGCUAGGUGAUCACCCGUUUUUGGUGAAAACACAGGAAUACUGGCAGUCUAAAAAACAACUCUACAUAGUGUUGGACUACAAACCGUAUGGGGAUGUGUUUACACUGUGGAGGUACCAUGAGAGAUUCCCUCCUGUAUUUGUCAAGUACUUGGUGGCAGAAAUGGCAAUGGUCCUAGAUUACCUUCACAAAGCAGGUGUCAUCUACAGGGAUAUCAAGAUGGAAAACAUCCUGUUCAACGAAGAUGGUCAUGUGCAGGUGACAGACUUUGGCUUGGCAAAGUGGUUGAUGGUUGGAGAAAAGACCAGAACUGUGUGUGGAACAUUGCAGUACAUGGCCCCGGAGGUGCUGGCAGUUUACCCAUAUGGACAUGCAGCAGAUUGGUGGUCUCUGGGUAUUCUCAUGUUUGUCAUGCUAGCUGGUAAGUAUCCUGUGGAUGGAGCUGAGAAUCACAAACUGAUGGCCUCUAAAGUGUUUGAGUGGGAAUUCAAAGUGCCAUACCACCUCAACUACCAGGCCCAGGAAGCCAUCUCAAGGUUGCUAACAAAAAGUCCCCUCCAGAGGUUGACGGAUGUCUAUGAAUUACAGCAUCUUUCCUUUUUCAAGGAGCUCAACUUUACAGACCUCAUAGAGAGGAAGGUGUGUCCUAAAGACGUAGUCCCUGAAGAUUUCUUCUCAUUAGCCAUGACACAAGCUCUGGAAAAUGGCAGCUGUUCCGGUACCGCAGACACAGAUGAUUUUGAAGGCUUUGAAUGGAAUUUACCUGAGGAUGUAGAGCCUGUAUUUGUCUGAAAAUGAAGGGAUGUAAUCUGACUGAGUACAAAGUCAAUGUGUAAGACUGAGGAUAUGCUGGUACAUUGUGUGUUGAAG
Liolophura sinensis is the source of this 1393-nucleotide messenger RNA. Its product is annotated as ribosomal protein S6 kinase-related protein-like. Gene Ontology annotation, biological process: protein phosphorylation. Gene Ontology annotation, molecular function: ATP binding; protein serine/threonine kinase activity. Lineage: Eukaryota; Metazoa; Mollusca; Polyplacophora; Chitonida; Chitonidae. Bases 101 to 1315 code for a protein of 404 amino acids. The record is from RefSeq and is a predicted model, not a curated record. The transcript has 14 exons.